Messenger RNA from Rattus rattus (black rat), 5570 nucleotides. RefSeq names its product HLF transcription factor, PAR bZIP family member (gene Hlf). Gene Ontology annotation, molecular function: RNA polymerase II cis-regulatory region sequence-specific DNA binding; DNA-binding transcription factor activity, RNA polymerase II-specific. Bases 484 to 1374 code for a protein of 296 amino acids. The record is from RefSeq and is a predicted model, not a curated record. The transcript is spliced from 4 exons. Gene Ontology annotation, biological process: regulation of transcription by RNA polymerase II. NCBI's taxonomy places the organism in Eukaryota, Metazoa, Chordata, Mammalia, Rodentia, Muridae. Gene Ontology annotation, cellular component: nucleus.
GCGGCCGCGGCGGGGAGGGGGGUGGGGCGGGACGGCACAGCCUCGGGUGCUCGCGCGAGGGUCCGGGGCCCGCGCUUUGCCUUCUGCUCAUCUGCAGCCAUCUACGUGUUUUAUUCUUUCUUUCCUUUUUUCUGCCCCCCUUUGCAAAUUUGAACAUUUUGCAAGACUGAGUGGUGUUGGAGGCAGGUGAGAAAGAGCAUCCUACACAGGGCCGGAGGAGUCCGCGGCGCUCGGUGCGCUUUCUUUCCCUGGACUGUCAGCACUGAGAACCCGAAAGUUUUCUUGUUUAUUUUUAUUUUAUUUUGAUAUUGGUACGCUGAUGUAUUUACAAAGACAGAAGUGAUUUUUCUUUUUCCCUUCCUUGUCUGCACUGUUUUGAAAGCGAGUACUUUUGGUUGGCAAAGGACGGAGGAAAAAAAAGCUCAUCAACAUUUUGGGGCGGCGAUUGGCCUUCUUUUUAAAAGACAAUUUGCGUGCAUCACGAUGGAGAAAAUGUCCCGACAGCUCCCCCUGAACCCUACCUUUAUCCCGCCUCCCUACGGCGUGCUCAGGUCCCUGCUGGAGAACCCGCUGAAGCUCCCCCUUCAUCCUGAAGACGCAUUUAGCAAAGACAGAGACAAAGGUAAGAAGCUGGAUGAUGGUAGCAACAGCCCGACCGUCCCCCAGUCGGCCUUCUUGGGACCCACCUUAUGGGACAAAACCCUUCCCUAUGACGGAGAUACUUUCCAGUUGGAAUACAUGGACCUGGAGGAGUUUCUGUCAGAAAAUGGCAUCCCCCCUAGUCCAUCGCAGCACGACCACAGCCCUCACCCUCCUGGUUUGCAACCUGCUUCCUCCACUGCUCCUUCAGUCAUGGAUCUCAGCAGCCGGGCCACGGCACCCCUCCACCCUGGCAUCCCGUCUCCGAACUGUAUGCAGAACCCCAUCAGACCAGGCCAGCUGUUGCCAGCAAACCGAAACACACCGAGUCCCAUUGACCCCGACACCAUCCAGGUCCCAGUCGGGUAUGAACCAGACCCGGCAGACCUUGCCCUCUCCAGCAUCCCGGGGCAGGAAAUGUUUGACCCUCGCAAACGGAAGUUCUCCGAGGAAGAACUGAAGCCACAGCCCAUGAUUAAGAAAGCUCGCAAAGUCUUCAUUCCUGAUGAUUUGAAGCAGGAUGACAAGUACUGGGCGAGGCGCAGAAAGAACAAUAUGGCGGCCAAGCGCUCCCGUGAUGCCCGGCGGCUGAAGGAGAACCAGAUCGCAAUCCGGGCCUCAUUCCUGGAGAAGGAGAACUCGGCCCUCCGCCAGGAGGUGGCUGAUUUAAGGAAGGAGCUGGGCAAAUGCAAGAACAUACUUGCCAAGUACGAGGCCAGGCACGGGCCCCUGUAGGAUGGCUUUUUUUUUUUUUUUUUUUUUUUUUUUUGUGGGCUGGCUUUUGAAUAGAUGGACAGCUUGUUUCCUGUCUGGUAGCACCUCACCCGAACCAACCUUUCUGACAUCAGCACUUUACCAGAGGCAUAAACGCAACUGACUUAUAUUUUGGUGUGCAUCUGUGUGUGUUUGUGUGCGUGUGUGUACGUAUGUGCUUAUGGUCCUAUGUGUGGUCAUCGGUGUGCCUGUGUGAGCGUGUGUAUGUGUGUAUUCCUUCACACUUGUCAUUUAAAGAUAGUCCUCUUGUUGUCUUUUAGUUCCAAACAAGAAAGGUGCCAUGUUUUUAUUAGACCCCGGAGACCCCCGUGGGGUUUCCUCCCUUCCCUUCUUCCCUCCCACCCCUUUCUGCCUUGCUCCGCCUUCCAGUGAUUUUACUUUGCCAGGGUCUGCGUGGCCUCAGGAAGCAGGGCCCUGCAUCUCAGUUACCAAGACCAUAAGCUCUUGUUUCUGUUUCAACCAUGAAUUCCCAUGCUCAAAAGGUGCAUAGCAUCCCCUAGCACUACGCUGCUGCAGCCGAAUCCCUUCGCAGGUUGCCCCCCUGCCCCUUCCCUUUUUCCUUCCUACCCGUUCUCAUUCUCCUUUCAGUUUUGGUGAUAACUGUCUUCAGAUCUAAAGUGCUGGUUAGAUUUAGUAGAAUCCCAUAUUUACUUACUGCUACCUACUAAGUUUCCUUUUAAUUCUACCAACCCCAGAUAAGUAAGUACCAUUUUAGAACACAGAGUGUGUUUUUGCACCGUCUGUACCUAAAGCAAUAAUCCUAGUGUACGCUAGAGCAUGCUGCCUGAGUAUUAACUAGUGGACGUAGGAAAAUUUCCCUACCUAGGAAUUUCACUGUCUUUUAAAAAUCAAAACUUAAAGUAAUGCAUUCGCGCAUGACUAGAAUGUUCUCAGGACAGGGAAGCAGAGGGCAAGGGAAGGCCUAAGAAUGAGGGGUUAAUUUAUCAGUAUGUAAGCCAAAAAAAAAAAAAAAAUGCAUCUUGGAGAAGCCUUUGUCAUGGGUGUGCUUCGUUUUGCUGUCUCCCCCUCCCACACCCAGCCCAUUCCCACUUUUGUAGUUCACUUUUUCCAUUUCCCUCCUGAUAUUCAAAACAAUUGACUUAGGAUUCAGUUCAUCUACUUUUUUUUUUUUUUGUAAUAUAUAUUUUUGGGGACGAUAUUUUGCCGUUUUUAGAAAUCAGUUGAUUAAGUUAAGAAGUUGAUGUUUUUGUAAGGCCCCUCCCCUUGACCCCCUUUGGUGUCCUUUUUGAAUGCCUCACAAAUGAAUGAUUCUGGAACCCAUGUUUCUUAUCCUCUGUUCGCUUUUGAACAUAUGUGCGCCUAUCACGUGGACUUCUGAAAAAAAAUGAAUGUAAAAGACACUGGUGUAUCUCAGAAUGGGAUGGUGUUGUCACAAACUGUGGUUUAUCCAAUCAAUUUAAAUGUUUACUAUAGACCAAAAGGAGAGAUUAUUAAAUUGUUUAAUGUUUAUACAGAGUAAUUAUAGGAAGUUCUUUUUUGUACAGUAUUUUUCAGAUAUAAAUACUGACAAUGUAUUUUGGAAGACAUAUAUUAUAUAUAGAAAAGAGAAAAAAAGGAAAACUAUUCCAUGUUUUAAAAUUAUAUAGCAAAGAUAUAUAUUCACCCAAUGCUGUUCAGAGGAGUGCUUGGGGUUUUUUGAAGUCUUUAAUAUUUUAAACCUAUUACUGACACAUCAGCAUGUUUUCUGCUUAAAAUUAAAUUUUUAUGGCAAUACUGAGGCUCGCUGUGACGAAUCCUGCUCCAGCACUUUCUUGUUUCUUAUUAGGUCUCAGAAGGAAGUCAGUUAACGUCACCCAAAAGCACAAAAUGGGUUUUAGUCAAAUAUUUAUUGGAUGAUACAGUGUUUUUUUAGGAAAAGCAUCUGCCACAUAAAUGUUCACUUCAGAAUUCUGAGUUGCUGGAAGGGAGUGUCGUUGCCAGGGCCCUGGAUGAUUUUGUUCUCUUUCGGCCUGUGCAUCCCCUGCAGUGUAAGGUUGACCUCGGUGCUAUGUGUGUGGCUUAUAGUUUGAUGGCUGUUUUGACUUUAAAGAUGGCUGUUAUUUUGUUUCGCUGAGUUGUGUAAUGUCAAGAGAGUCUGCUGUUUCUUCAAAGGCACAUUUUGUGCUCGAUUAAAAAUCCCCUUUCAUCCAUGGACGUUUUCCAGUCUCCUGCCUCCACAGUCUCUGAAUUCUCUGCGGAUCCAGUGAUACCCUUUCUCAUUCCAUCGGCCACUCUUCUGUCUAGUGUCACAGUUCUGAAAAAAAAAGAGAGAGAGAGAGACCUGUAGGAUUUCUUCCCGGGUACCUGUUUUGUCCCAAGCCAUAGAUAACCGUGGGAGAUGAGAGAGUGUGAGAAUUAAAAUAGGGUUUCCAAGUAAAACUACUAGUAAAAAAAAUGCUUCAACAAUUCAACCUAGACCUGAACAAGAGAUAUUUCAGUAAUAGCCAUGGAACAACAAGGAGCUAAUCUUUUUGAAGAUAGAUAAAGAGGGUGAUUGCAGGACUGUCCAAUGACAGUACCCACCAGAGCAAGGGUGAGUACACUUACACUUAAGCAGAGAAGUGCUCAAGUGUCCCACUGUGGACCGCCCAAACUCACGGGCCCAUCCAGUAAGUCGCUGAAGAAAAGCAUGCCCGGCCUUUCUUGGAAUUAUUUUUACCAAAUGAACAUCAAAAACGUUUUCUGCAGAAGACAUAAAAAGAUCCUAAUUAAAAAAAAAACAAAUUCUUUUGUAUACCAGGAAAGGUUUUUGAAAACCUACCUCAUUAAAAGCAAAACGAAACAAAACAGACUCAACACUUUGGAAUCUCCACAGGUGCCUUAUCUGUAGGUAAUUAUCACACCCCUACCCCAACCCUGAUCCCCAUGCUGACUUCUCCUUGCCACCGACAUUAAGUAGAUGAGGAAACGCUGUCCAAUGUCCUGAGAAGCUAGGACCCAGGGUCAGAUGACUGCAGCAGACCACAGUCAUUCGGAAGUCCCGCUGUCAACUGUUCCCAUUUCAGUGUAGGAAUCUUUCCAUGGUUAAUUAUUUGGUCAUUCCAAAACUGCAUCUGAGCUGUUGCAUGCCCUGUCGCUCGGCUAUAAUUUGGAACGAGCUGCAUAGCACUUCCUGAUCAGGUCACCCCAUAUCAUUAUUCAAGUGUAUUUUCAAAGAAAGUUAAAAAAAAAAAAAAAAAAAAAAAGGAUCAGGGCUUCUUGGCUGAUGCUACCCCGAGGGGAUGAGAGGGCUGUGUAUGAUUAUCUCCAACUCCAGAGGGACUGGUGCUUUGGGUCACAAACCACAUCAGGCGUGGCCUUUGUCUCUAAGUAGAGACAGCCUUUAAGGAACCAUCCUUUGAAGCAGAAGGACCCUGUGUGUGAGAAGGGCAUGGUGGGGCUCAGUCACUGGGUGAACGGGAAGCCAGAUAAAAGAACCCAGAGAUUCCUUCUAACCCAUUAGCUUACUGUGGGAAUUUACAUUAAGUCUAAACGCACCUUUGAAAGGCUACAGCCUUGUGUCUGGAUGAGCUGGCGUGAGCUGUGAGUGGCAACUUCUCUCCUGCCCAAGCUAUGCCUCGAGCUUUCUAAAAGCCCAUUUUUUUUUUUAAUGUUCCUUUAGAAAAACUCAAACUUCAUCAGAGUUCAAAAGUGAGCUCCUCAGGCAGUAGCCAACUGCUCUGUGUGUGGCAUAUCUUCAAGGUCAGAAUUUAACGUUGGGAUUGGUUUCCUGCAGUUGACUGAGCUGAGGUGUUUGGCCCUCCCUGAGGUAGAUAACUUCUUCUCUGGCUCUGACUGUACUUGGUUCCUACUGGGGGCUCCUGAGUACAUCCCUCUGGUGAAGCCAAAUUCAACUCCAGGCGUUUGGUCAAAUCAAUGUCAAUAAUAAAGGAGCAAAACUUGUUGGUCUUGCCAAAUGUGUGCGGGGGAAUGUGUGUUUGUGUGUGGAUGUUUCAGUGGAGACAUAAAAAUCUGUAAUUUUUUUUAGCACCUCACCAGACAUAACAAUUAGCUAUUAUCCUUUCGACAACACCACGAAGAUUGCAUCUGUUAAACAGGUUCAAGUUAUCAGGAGGUUAGUGUAAUUGUACACCAUGAUAUUGGUGGUAUUUAUGCUGUCAAGUCCAAAACUUUAUUUGUUCUUCUAAAUGUUUAAUAAACUGAUUUUUUUCCUUUUU